AACCCUCCCACCCCGCCGCAUCACACCACAGAAUCUCCUCCAGCUUCCGCGUCUCACCAUUUAAUUAUUUGAGCUCGAGCUAGCUCAGCUGCCUCUUGUUGCUUGUUUGCUUAAUUUUGAGCAAUCUUGAACUAGCCCCACUAGCUAGCUCAUUAAUCAGCGAUCAAUCGACGUAUUAACAUGGGGAGCCUUGGCACUAACCCUGCUUCCUCCGCUGCGUUCGCCGCUGACGCCCACGCUUUCCAACCGCUCAACGCCGACGACGUCCGCUCCUACCUACUCAAGUCCGUUGACUUCAUCUACGACUACUACAAGACCGUCGAGUCCCUGCCCGUGCUCCCGGGCGUCGAGCCGGGCUACCUGCUCCGCCUGCUCCAGUCCGCGGCGCCCAACGCCUCCGCGCCGUUCGACAUUGCUAUGAAGGAGCUCCGCGAGGCUGUCGUGCCGGGGACGACCCACUGGGCCAGCCCCAACUUCUUCGCCUUCUUCCCGUCCACUAACAGCGCCGCUGCCAUCGCCGGCGAGCUCAUCGCCUCCGCGAUGAACACCGUGGGGUUCACGUGGCAGGCGAACCCGGCGGCCACGGAGAUGGAGGUUCUUGCGCUCGACUGGCUCGCGCAGCUCCUGCGCCUCCCCACGAACUUCAUGAACCGGACUAACGCUGGACGUAGCACUGGCGGCGGCGUCAUCCUCGGCACGACCAGCGAGGCAAUGCUGGUCACGCUCGUCGCAGCCCGUGACGCCGCCCUGCGCCGGAGCGGGUCCAUUGGCGUGGCCGGUAUCACGCGCCUGACCGUGUACGCCGCCGACCAGACGCACUCCACGUUCUUCAAGGCGUGCCGCCUAGCCGGCUUCGACCCUGCCAACAUCAAGUCCAUCCCCACUGGAGCUGAAACCGACUAUGCUAUCGACCCGGCGAAGCUCCUCGAGAUCAUGCAGGCUGACGUCGACGCCGGCCUCGUGCCAACCUACAUCUGCGUCACGGUCGGCACCACGUCGUCCAACGCCGUCGACCCGGUGGGCGAUGUCGCCGAUGUUGCCGCCCGGUACAAUGCGUGGGUCCACGUCGACGCUGCCUACGCCGGCAGCGCAUGCAUCUGCCCGGAGUUCCGUCAUCACCUCGACGGCGUCGAGCGUGUCGACUCCAUCAGCAUGAGCCCUCACAAGUGGCUCAUGACGUGCCUGGACUGCACUUGCCUGUGGGUGCGCGACACGCACCGUCUCACCGACUCACUGGAGACCAACCCGGAGUACCUCAAGAACGACGCCAGCGAGUCCGGCGUCGUCACCGACCUCAAGGACAUGCAGGUCGGCGUCGGCCGCCGGUUCCGCGGCCUCAAGCUCUGGAUGGUCAUGCGCACCUACGGCGCCGCCAAGCUCCAGGAGCACAUCCGCAGCGACGUCGCCAUGGCCAAGAUGUUCGAGGACUCCGUGCGCGCCGACGACCGGUUCGAGGUCGUGGUGCCGAGGAACUUCGCACUUGUCUGCUUCAGGAUCAAGCCCCGCGGCGCCAUGACAGAGGAGGAUGCCGAUGAGGCUAACCGCGAGCUCAUGGAGCGCCUGAACAAGACUGGGAAGGCGUACCUGGCGCACACGGUUAUCGGUGGCAAGUUCGUGCUGCGGUUCGCCGUGGGAUCGUCGCUGCAGGAGGAGAGGCACGUGCGAAGCGCGUGGGAGCUCAUCAAGAAGAAGACCACCGAGAUCAUCAAGGCAGAGAUGUAGACUGUUUUGUAUUGAUUAAUUUUUAUAUAUUCUGGAUUGAUUGUUGUAAUGCCGAAAGGUGGUGUCGAAUAGCGCGCGCCUUUCGGUGGUGUAUGCAUGCAUAAUCGCUGUCUAUCAUGCAUGUAUGGAAGGGUAUGUACUGCAUUGGACCUACCGAAUAAAUGUUACGUAUGGGCUAUGUUAUAUAUAUAUUUAUCGAGUUGUUGUUUUUUCUCUA
This is a messenger RNA of Phragmites australis (common reed), 1939 nucleotides long. Its product is annotated as tryptophan decarboxylase 1-like. Lineage: Eukaryota; Viridiplantae; Streptophyta; Magnoliopsida; Poales; Poaceae. Gene Ontology annotation, biological process: amino acid metabolic process. Gene Ontology annotation, molecular function: pyridoxal phosphate binding; carboxy-lyase activity. The record is from RefSeq and is a predicted model, not a curated record. Bases 181 to 1722 code for a protein of 513 amino acids. The transcript has a single exon.